Papaver somniferum (opium poppy) is the source of this 1136-nucleotide messenger RNA. Its product is annotated as E3 ubiquitin-protein ligase RGLG2-like. The transcript has 8 exons. The coding region runs from base 1 to 693 and encodes 230 amino acids. The record is from RefSeq and is a predicted model, not a curated record. NCBI's taxonomy places the organism in Eukaryota, Viridiplantae, Streptophyta, Magnoliopsida, Ranunculales, Papaveraceae.
AUGGGGAACAAGUUGUCACGCUGUUUCAGAUUUCUAGCAGAUGAGUAUUAUUUUUUUAUCAAAAUUGAAAGAAUCGUAGCAGAUUAUACUUUUGGAAACCUGAAACCAAGAAUUAAGGUUUCAGAAGGUCUGAGAGAACUAUUAAAUGGCGAAUCAGUUAACCUCAUAUUUGGAAUCUGUUUCAAUAGAAGUCAGGGCUGGACAGUGAGGGAGAACAAUUUACAUUACAUAGACCGUAAAGAAAAAAACAACCCGAACGCCUAUGAAAGAGCCAUAGCUAUUAUCGGCAGAACAAUAAAUGACAUCCAUGCGGAUAAUCAGUCAAUAUAUUGCUUUGGCUUUGGGGAUGCUACGACACAUCACCUGGAAAUCUUUAGAUUUUCUGAUGAGCCCUGCGAAGGAGUUGACGAAGCAUUAAUGCAAUACAGACAUGCUGCAAAAAAUGCACGACCUACAGAAAGAGUAUCCUACGGUCCAAUUAUUCGUAAGGCCACCUGCAUAGCUGGUGAAAAGCGUGACCAGCACCAUUUGUUGGUUAUACUUGCUAGUGAGACGGUAUCAAGGAGUUUUGAUACGAAGCGUGGACAGCUAAGCCUUGACGAGAAAAAUACUUACCAUGUAAUUAAGGACGCAAGAAAAUUUCGUUUCUCAAUUGUCCUGGUUGGCGUUGGGGAGAGACAAAUGACAACAUGAAAAACGGACUUGGGAUCUCUCGUUGCUGUAGAUACAACAGUUUCAAGGCAUGUCACCAUGUCAGUUUACAUAUGGAUGUUAUAUUGCAGUUCAUCCUUAUAGUUUUGUCCAGCUAUAAAUUACUAGCUAGCUCCAAAAAUUAAGCAGUUUCUAGCGUUCGUGUUUUCAGAAAAUACUAAGGGCAGCUCAAGGUUUAAUUGCAUUCUUAUUUCUUUUGGAGUUUGUGGACUAUACACAAAUCAUGAGAGAUUCACCCGCUGGGAGAAAAGAGACAGAUUUUUGUCUUGCGGUCACUGAAAAUCUCCCUAGGCAUAUUACACAGACUGCGAAUUUGUCGAGGUGAUGAUGAAUAUUCACUUAUGUUACGGUAUCUGGAUUCUGUCUUAAUAAGCUUCUCUUAGUUUGAUAUUCCCUCCGAUUUUGGAAAAAAAUAUAUUUUUAAA